Aspergillus puulaauensis is the source of this 1503-nucleotide messenger RNA. RefSeq lists its product as uncharacterized. The transcript has a single exon. Bases 1 to 1503 code for a protein of 500 amino acids. Gene Ontology annotation, molecular function: FAD binding. NCBI's taxonomy places the organism in Eukaryota, Fungi, Ascomycota, Eurotiomycetes, Eurotiales, Aspergillaceae. The record is from RefSeq and is a predicted model, not a curated record.
AUGCUUCCCCAGAUUUCGUCAGGGUGUGGCCUUCUAGCCCUGGCCCUUUCGGCCCUCCCAGUCGCUGCUUCUGCUUCUUCUGGACCUGGCCCAGAGGCAUGUGGGAAUUUAACGCAGUCGCUCGGCGAAAAGACCGUCGUCACCAACACCCUAAGCCUCCAAUACAUCAAUUCGCAAACCUCGUACUUCAACACCGAGCAGAACAAAUACAAGCCGUCCUGCAUCGUCUAUCCAACCUCAGCGCAAGACGUCUCCGACGCAAUAAAAGCGAUCCGCAAAUCCGACUCCCGGUUCGCUAUCAAGGCCGGCGGACAUAACCCUAACGACUUCUACUCGUCUGUCGACAAGGGCGUGCUGAUCGAUCUCUCGUCUCUAACGGAGAAGUCGUACGAUGAAGAUUCAAAGCUCGCGACGUACCAGCCCGGCGGCACGUUUGGAGAUGUAUACGAGUACUUUGCGCAGUGGAAUCGCACCGUUGUGGGUGCGCGGUUGGCGGGUGUAGGGACGGGGCUUGCCCUCGGCGGUGGUCUCUCGUAUCUGUCUAGCCAAUAUGGAAUGGCCUGCGACUCGUUCCGGGAGCUUGAGGUUGUGCUGCCCUCUGGCGAGAUCGUUACUGCGUCUGAGAAAAGUAACCCCGAUCUGUUCUUUGGUUUACGUGGCGGCGGUGGGAAUUCCUAUGGUGUUGUCACGAAGUAUACGGUCCAGAGUUACCCGGCGAAUACCUUCUAUGCAGGGAAUGUGAUUUAUCUGUUCCAGCAGAACUCGGCUGUGCUGGAUGCGAUCAGCGACUUUGUUCGGUAUAACGAGGACCCCAAGGCUGCGAUCAUUGGGACGUAUAUGAAACUGCCCACCCCGGACCUGGAGUUUAACCUCGACGAGGCGAUCAUCAUGUUCCUGGUCUAUGAUGGCGAGGACGCAGGGGAUGUGUUUAAGAAUUUCACGGAUAUCCCGCAUCUUGCCAAUACGCUUAAGAAGACGGAUUACAACACUGUCGUGAACAUGCCUAUCCCCGGCAGCGCAGAGCUCAAUGCUGGUCGGAACAGCUUCCGGGUCACGGUGCACAGCGGCGACAAGCAGGGCAUCGACAACCUGAACGAUCUGUACGAGAAGUGGCGCGCCUGGAGCGAGAAGAACAAGGGCCAGUACAUCCUGACCUCGUUCGACAUCCAGCCCGUCCCGAAGUCGCUCACGGAUGCCUCGACCUCGAACUUUGGCGGCAAUGCGAUGCAGAUGCCGGAUGGGCCGUGGUACUGGGUCAAUUAUCUGCUGACGGCGUCGCCGCUUCUGUCGGAGGAGGAUUUGCAGAAGGUGCAGGACAGUUACAGGGACCUUGUCGCGGCGGUGCCCCCGACCGAGGGAUUGCCGUUGUUUAUUAAUGAUGCGGCGCAUGACCAGAAUGCGCUGGCUACGUACGGGGGGUAUGAGAAGUUGAAGAGCAUCAAGGCCAAGUAUGAUCCGGAUGGCUUCUUUAGUGCGCGGACUGGGGGGUGGCAGUUUCCAUGA